UUCUUCAUAUGAUUAGCCACCUUAGCUAACGUUAGCUAACCGCAGUUCGAGUACGAUAGCUUACGGAAGUUUUCAGAUGACCUAACUACGUGGGAAUGAAACAAACAUCCAAAUCAGAACGAAAGCUUUUAACUUGAACAUAAGCCGACUUAGUGUUGAUUUCCUGUCAUGAAUGCCAAGAGGAUGCGAAGUAACUUUGGUUGGUUUGAUCACACGUUAGCUAGCGAAGGUGCCGCUACUUUGCAUAUCAGAUCUAACCUUUGGGCUCAGUGUUACCUAGCAACGACACUGAUUGCAACGGUUUGACACAACCUCACCAAGCUAAUUUCAGUCAGUGCGAUGGAAAAGCACAGUGAUUUUACCUGAUGACAUCUAAACCAAAGGCCCGGUUGGCAUCCCUGCCGCAGACAGAAAUCCUUGCAUACUGGGUGCUGUCCUUUGGCUCUCAUCUGUACUCUUUCUACCACCUGCAUAAGUUCUCCAAAGAGCAUGAAGCAGGAUUACAGAGGGAAUUCCAGUUGGAAAACGGUCUUCUUAAGGGUUUUAAAAGGGACCCAUCAGACUUUGAGUGGACUUUCUGGACUGAGUGGGCUAAGAGGUCUUUGCUGUGGACUUUGAUUGGUCAUGCUGUGAUAUCAAGACUGACCAGCAUCUUUUUCCCCAAGCUUAGGGUGCCAGCACUCACAAUAUAUGGCCUCUUGGCAGCCAGUAGUGUGUUGGGAAUUAAAGGUGUGAGUGUGCUGCUGGUACAGCUCGGCCUGUCCUUUUCAGUGGCCCAACUGCGAAAGCCUGCACUGUCAUGGACCUGUAACCUGCUGCUGCUCUCCACACUUCACAUCCAGCCACUUCAAGAGAUCCAGAGAGGCUGGUAUAAGACUGAGGAGGAGUACUAUCUGCUGCUCUUCAGUGUUGCUGUCUGUGGCCUACGCUUCAUCAGCUUCAGCCUGGAGCACUGCUGGUGCCCUCCGGACUGUGGUGGAGUUGUGCAGCUCUGUUGGUUGUUUUCAUACACCUUCUAUCAUCCUUUCUUCUACAAUGGACCCAUUAUCACUUAUAAAAACUAUGUUGAGCAGAUGCGAAGGCCAGCUGAGGCUAGUGACAGGAACGAAUCCUCCUUUAGUUACUUGGUGCUCAGAUCUGGACGAAUCGUAUUGUGGUGGUGCAUUGCAGAAUACAUGAUCCAUGUCAUGUACAUGCACUCCAUCCAGUCUAAUGAGACCUACUUAGAAAUUCUUCCUCCUUGGGCCUUGGGUGGUCUGGCCUUGGCCCUCGUCCAGUUCUUCUAUGUGAAGUAUCUGGUGCUGUUUGGCCUUCCGUCCAUGCUGGCUACUUUGGAUAAACUAGUCCCCCCAAAGCUACCUCGGUGUGUCAGCAUCAUGCACAGUUUCACAGGAAUGUGGAGGCACUUUGAUGAAGGUCUGUACCGAUGGCUCAUCAGAUACAUCUAUGUGCCUCUGGGAGGUUCACGGCAUGGUCCUCUUAACAAAAUGUUAUCCACCGGCCUUGCGUUUGGAUUUGUCUGCCUCUGGCACGGUGGCCAUGACUACUUACAGUACUGGGCUCUGAUGAACUGGGCUGGAGUUCUGGUGGAAAAUGGACUGAAGUCUCUGUUCGCCUCAUCCUUGAUUCAUUCUAUUGUUGAGCGGCAUUUCUCUGCAGCGAUUGAAAGACGUUGCAUUGCCCUUCUCUCUGCUUUCUCCACUGCCAUGCUCAUCCUCUCUAAUCUGGUAUUUCUUGGGGGUAUACAUGUUGGCAGAAUCUUCUGGAAGCGUGUCUUCAUGCAAGGCUGGUCCACCAUGGCCCCACCUAUGCUGGCCUUCCUCUACUGCUUUGCUCAGAUUGGACUUGAGCAGACUUCUCACCCACCGUGAGUCACCUUGACUUUGUAUCAGAGUGAGAGUCCCUGCUACCGGACAACCAGAACGGCCCACUGAGUCCAGUGCCUUGUCCUCGCCAGCCAGCGUCUCUGUGGCGAACCUGGCUCGUACCCACAGAACCUGUCCUAACCUGGCUGAAGGACAGCUGAGCCGCCACUUUUCGCAACCUGCAAAAUCUCUCUGUAAGCUGAGACUUAAAAGGAUCAUUUUUGAUUCCUUCUAAGAAGAGAGUUUCGUUUACUUGGGAAAUUUAGGUGCGCACAAACUGUAAGAGAAUGACUAUAAAGCUGUAUAUUCAGCCUUGGCAGUUUUGGGUUUUCUACCCAAUAAGCUUUGCUGAAUCACUUUUAUUCUAAGAAACUAUCAAAGAAAAUAUAAACCCUGAAUCCGUCGUGGUUAUAUUACUCUGAUAAGGUAUUGCUCAGUGGUGCAGUAAGCUGGAGAAAUGCUAAUUUCAUAUUUACAUCCUCCUUUAGCUCACUGCAAAAACAGUGUGGGCAGAGAAGACUAGAGAAUAGAGCAGCAGGAACCUGAUCAAAGUCAUUAUUUCCUCUACACAUGUAAUUGGGUAAAGUAUAAUGACACUAAUAUUAGAUGAAUUGCUUAAAACCUUGAGAGGCCUUACACUUUAGUUUUUAAUUCAGCGCAGUGACAAAGGUAGAUGACAUUUAUCCGCAGGAAUGCUGACGAAAGCUGUUUUUUUUAUUUUUUUGAACGAGGUUGCUGAUCGCCUUGUACCUCCAAAAUUUCAACUUAACAAUGACUCAGUCCAUAUUUGGAUUAAAUCCUUGUAUUUAAAGUUUCAUGAUUAUGAAUAGCCAUCCAUCUAUCCAUGUCAUAAUGGAUAUUAUCCGCUGAGUCAUUCACAGUUUCACUGAUCCAGCUGUGUCCUGAUACAUAAAAGUCAGGACAAUGUGGGUGUUUUUUGGGUAUGCUUAACUAAGAAACUUUUUCAGCUAAUCCAAAAUUCUAUUCAUCACCUCUUUGACAGCUUUUCAGGAAGUUUUCAGUUAUAUUUUGUUGAAGCUCUGAGUGUAAUUUUAAGAGCAUAAACCUGGUGUAAUUCUGUUUUUCCUUACAGCCAGCAAAUCCUGUGAAAUGAGCACCACCAACAUGUUAGUCCAUUUCUCAAUAUAUUCUGACUUCCCUGACCCGUGUGUGUGCGUGUGUGUGUGGCUCAUUAAUGUGUUUUUGGAUGACAAUGGAGCUCUGUGGCACAGAGGAAUAAGCCAUAUCAGGCUUUAACCACACACUCACUGAGUGAGACCAGCUCACUUCAGUUAGUUAUUUUUGCUAUUUUUAUGGGAUUCGUUCACAAUAAGAGGAAUGAGGGAUGUCACCAAACUUCAAAGACAUCAGCCAAACCAUUGAAAUCACUGGAUCAUAUUUCUUCAGCAUGUCCAGAAACAUGAAAAUGAUAUGAAAAUAUGUUUUUUCAGGGCUGAUGGUGAUUCUCAGAAAUUUCAGCUCACAAAAAUUAAUUUACAGUGGAAUCCAGAUAACUUGUUUGUCACAAGUUUUUAAAGACAAACUUUGAUGUUCUGGAAAGUGAAAAGAAGUUGCUUUAAAAAGCUUAUCUGUCUUUGUGUUUUGGAGCUCGCAAAGUGUGAUGUGGCAAAAACAGUCUUCUUAUUACUCCCAUCAUUAACGUAAAACUUUCUCUGUUCAUUCUCAUACCUCAGUAAUUGACUGUUGGCACUGUGUGUUCUGCACAAGUCUGUAAUCUUUUUUCUUUUUUAUCUUGAUCAGUGGUAAAUAAGCAGCCUUAUAUAAUAUAAAAGCUACUUAAUACAGGUACGGUGUAACGUUAAGUCUGUUGUUGCUGUUUUUGUGGUGAGCCUCAAGUGUUUCCAUUAGCUUAUUUCUGUGCUUGGGAUUAUCAUGUCUCCGAGUGGCACUAAGUUGGAUCAGUGUGAGCGGUGGGGUCAGUGAGGAAUCCUCUUAAAUGUGCACAAAACUGUGAGCUUUAUCUGACAUAAGGAGAUCAGCAGGAGAAUACACCUGCUGAGGUAUACUUUUUCUGAGAAAUGCCUUCAUCACCAGCAGAGGAGCUAAAACACCGAGACUGACAUUCCUCACAGGUCAGGCUGGAUGCUAUACGGAGCCUCUAACAAGAACAGUCAGGGUACAGUAUGUAUAAAAUAUUUAUUAUGAAUAGUACAGUCUGUCACAGUCCAUAAUAAAGAGUUCCCAUUGUGCU
Messenger RNA from Scatophagus argus, 4077 nucleotides. RefSeq names its product hedgehog acyltransferase (gene hhat). Gene Ontology annotation, cellular component: endoplasmic reticulum. The transcript has 12 exons. Lineage: Eukaryota; Metazoa; Chordata; Actinopteri; Scatophagidae. The record is from RefSeq and is a predicted model, not a curated record. Gene Ontology annotation, molecular function: palmitoyltransferase activity. Gene Ontology annotation, biological process: protein palmitoylation. The coding region runs from base 366 to 1871 and encodes 501 amino acids.